GCGAACCACCGCUGCGCGUUUUCAUUGCCUCUUCUUCUACCUUGAACCUCAGCCACGGUCGGCCUUGCGAUCCACGAAGUCGAUUUGUUGCCCGAUUUUGGAAUCCUCUUGUAGCAACAACUCUCUUUCACUCCAGCGUUGUCGCAUCCCACUUUCAGCCUUCAUAACAACCACUCGCACUCCAGACCUAUGUACCGCCUACCUCACCAAGUAGCCCCAAAAUGCCAUUCAACCUGCUCAAGUCGCGGUCCUCCAAGAAUCUUCAGCUGGACCCUGUAAAUCUCGUAAAGAAGAAAUCAGACAUGGUGCGAAGUGCCAGAUCCACCUCAAGCCCCACAAUCGCCGUAGCCUCAACACCCUCCAACAACGCUGUGAACGAAUUAGUACGAUCGCGGGACGAAGCCCUCGCCGAAGUCCGGAAGCGGGAUGAAACGAUCAACCAACUCCAGAAACAGUUAAGAACACAAUCAUUAGCGGUGCAGAAUGUGCAAAGCCUCACAGAUGUAUCCGUUAAGGAGAUACGGCAGCAUGCAGCAGAACAGCGAGACGCAUAUGAAAAUGAACGGGAGGCCCAUCAUCACUCGCGAGUGUCUCUGCUUGCGCAGGUCCAGCGACUUAAGGAGGGAGUGGGCCAGCUGGAAGCCAGGCUGGAGAACCAGUCAGCGCCGAUGGAUAGAGAGCGCCGAGAGCGCGAUAAGCGCGAAGAAGAACUGCGGAAUAGGCAUAAAGAGACAAAAAGACAGUUCGAUAUUGAGCUCCGCGAACGAGAGGAGGCGUACAACACGGCGCAGAAAAUGGUAACGAAGGCACGAGCAGAUGUCGAUAAAUUCAGAAGUCAGUUCGUGGCGUCGGAGAAGCGGUGUACCGACCUGACGAAUGAGCUCGCGCUACAGGUUAGGUUCUUCGAGGACGAGAAGGAGGUUACGAGGGCUCUACAGCGCGAGCUUAAACGUUCAGAAGAGAAUGCUUGGGACCUAGCAGCAAGGCUCGAGCGCAUGGGGGAAGAGAAUGCGGAGUCGAGGGAGGACUGCAGAGCUGCUCAAGCAGAAGUGGCGAGAUUGAUGCCAUUCAGGGGCGAGGCAGACACCUUGCGGCCACAGAUAGGCCAACUUCGCGACAGACUUCGGGAAUCUCAGCGCGCACGACAAGAAGCAGAGGUCCAGUUCCGAGCAGCAAAGGACCAAAAUGUGGUGCAUACGCAGCGUUUCGCCUACGUCCAACAAGUCCUAAUCUCGGCCACUGUCGAAGUCAAAGAGCUCCAGUCCGUUCAGAAUCAACUAAAGAGUCUCAAAAAUGUGCUCGCUGGAGCUGGCACGCAAAAUGAGAGUUUGAAGCUCCAGGUCGCAUCCCUCGAAGCGUGGAAAAAACAGGCCCAAAAGGCCUGA
Messenger RNA from Mytilinidion resinicola, 1385 nucleotides. RefSeq lists its product as uncharacterized. Lineage: Eukaryota; Fungi; Ascomycota; Dothideomycetes; Mytilinidiales; Mytilinidiaceae. The record is from RefSeq and is a predicted model, not a curated record. The transcript has 2 exons. The coding region runs from base 222 to 1385 and encodes 387 amino acids.